This is a messenger RNA of Arctia plantaginis, 993 nucleotides long. Lineage: Eukaryota; Metazoa; Arthropoda; Insecta; Lepidoptera; Erebidae. The record is from the annotation of a GenBank genome assembly.
AUGAAGCGCUCAUUUGCGAAAUAUAAAGUGUUUGUUACCCGUUCUGAUAUGCCAGAACAAGGUAUUUCGUUGUUAAAGAAAGAGUGUGAUGUAACUUUAUGGAACAAACCAUCACCAGUCCCAAGAGCAGAUUUUCUAAAAUCCAUACCUGGUAUGAAUGCUAUCUUCUGCGCUCUCAGUGAUAAGAUUGACAAGGAGGUGUUGGAAGCUGCAGGCUCAAGCUUGAAGGUGGUCUCAACUAUAUCUGUUGGCUAUGACCAUAUCGAUCUAAAUGAGUGUAAGAAGAGAGGUAUCAGGAUUGGAUAUACUCCUGAUGUAUUGACCGAUGCUACUGCUGAAUUGACAGUAGCCCUACUUCUUGCAACAUCACGUCGUUUAUCUGAAGCUAUCGACGAGGCUCGCACUGGUGGUUGGGUGUCCUGGGCUCCGACUUGGAUGACAGGACCUGGCCUGCAGGGCGCUACUGUCGGUAUAGCCGGCUUCGGUCGCAUCGGUCAGGCCGUGGCCAAACGUGUCAAGGCUUUCAAUACUGGCAAGAUUAUCUACUACAAUCGCAGUGAGAAAAGAGAAGCAAAGGAAAUUGGUGCAGAUAAAGUAAGCUUUGAUGACCUUUUAAAGAAAAGCGACUUUAUCAUUUGUUGUGCUGCAUUAGUACCAGAAACUAAAGAAAUUUUUAACAAGGCAGCUUUUGAAAAGAUGAAGAAAUCAGCAAUUUUUGUUAACACCAGCCGGGGACAGCUUGUAGAUCAAAAUGCUUUGAUAGAAGCGCUACAAAAUAAUACAAUAAGAGCUGCAGGACUGGAUGUGACUUCUCCGGAACCGUUGCCGUUAGAUAGCCCAUUAUUAAAAAUGAAGAAUUGUGUGAUACUUCCUCAUAUAGGAAGUGCUUCAAUUGAAGCUAGGAAUACAAUGAGUGAGCUUGUGGCGAAGAAUAUAUUAGCAGCCUUAGAAGGAACUAAUAUGCCAUCAGAGUUAGUAAUAUCAAACAAAUAG